AUGGUGAGUAUCAUUACAAUCAUUGGGCCAGCCCCAAAAGGGGUGGAUCUCUCUGAGGAUACGAUAAAGAAGGACAAUGCGGUGGUGAUAAGUAUUUCUUGUCUCGCGAUGAUCGCAGUCGCGAUCAGAAUUCAUGAAAAGUUGAAAGGGGGGAAAACGGACCUUAAGAAGCUGGCUCUUGAUGAUUGGCUUGUUGCUGCUGCUCUUGUUCCUCUUAUCGCAUUGCUAGCCAUUGCGCUUCUUGCGGGACACCAUGGGAUGGGCAAACACAUUUGGUUGACGUCGGUUGAGAAUAUGAUAGAAAUGAAGAGAAUCCUAUUUGCCUACCUCUUCAUCUACAUCUUCGAGCUUUUCAUCGUCAAGCUGUCCUUGCUUUUGUUCUAUCGUCGUAUAUUUGGGACAAGCAGCAGCUAUUACAUCUGCAUGAUUUUAGCUUCGGGUUGGACUUUCGGCAGCAUGAUCGCUCUUGUAACCUGUCCAGCGCCCGUGUCGUAUUUUUGGACCGAACUCAUAAACCCCGGCGACGGACACUACAGAUACGAUUUUUACAAAUAUUACAUCGGGAACGCAGCAUCGAACGUUGUCACGGACUUUCUAAUUUUGCUCGUCCCGCUUCCCGUCAUUUGGAGAUUAAAAAUGCGGGUCACACAGAAAAUAAUGGUGUCUGGAGUUCUUCUGCUGGGUAUCUUUGUCUGCGCCAUUAGCAUCGUUCGGUUACACUACAUCACCUUCCUGAAAGAUAAUAUAGAUCUCACCUGGACUAUGGGGAAUGUAUACGUCUGGUCGACAUUGGAGCCCUGCAUAGCAAUCAUAUGCGCAUGUCUUCCCGCCCUACAACCCGUCAUCCAAUCGGCGAUGAAACUCGAAUAUAUUAUACACCUCCGCACCCACCUCCGCCCCAGCAAUCGAGCGCAGCAAAUCUUUCGAUUGGAGAAGCACUUCAGCAAUAGCAGCCACUGCAGCGGCCGCGGACUACGGCCUAUGACCCCUUCGACGAACAGGCCGGGAUCCAUUGAGCCUGGUGCUGAUAUCGAGACUCAAUGUGUUCCUGUAAAGACUGCGUCCCCGAGAGCUUCUCCCAAGGACAAGAAAAGACUGGAGGAGUACUUGGGCCCGAUGUAUAUCUUGGUACAGCAUGAUGUUGAGUGGUCUGAAACUCACAUCGUGGACUAA
Penicillium maclennaniae is the source of this 1173-nucleotide messenger RNA. RefSeq lists its product as uncharacterized. The record is from RefSeq and is a predicted model, not a curated record. The coding region runs from base 1 to 1173 and encodes 390 amino acids. Lineage: Eukaryota; Fungi; Ascomycota; Eurotiomycetes; Eurotiales; Aspergillaceae. The transcript is spliced from 4 exons.